This is a messenger RNA of Sparassis crispa, 222 nucleotides long. RefSeq lists its product as hypothetical. The transcript has a single exon. NCBI's taxonomy places the organism in Eukaryota, Fungi, Basidiomycota, Agaricomycetes, Polyporales, Sparassidaceae. The record is from RefSeq and is a predicted model, not a curated record. Bases 1 to 222 code for a protein of 73 amino acids.
AUGUACGAGGUGAGCACCGGCCAGUGCUUCGCCACCCCCAUCGCGAUCGGUCCAUACAGCGUGCGCACCUCAAUCUCGCCCGCGUCCGCAAUCCAGCUUGCGGGCAGCGCGACGGAAGCACGCGCUGGCCCGCGCCAGGACCUCGCCGACCGUGAUGGGCCGCCAUUCGACUUUAAAACGCCCGCUCGAUGGCGCGCUCUGUUGUCCUGGGCGAAAGUAUAG